AUCCCUGGGUUGCAGAAACGUCAUCUAGGCUGUAUAUAAGCCGAACGCUUUUGUUUUAUUAAAAAAAUAAACAUGCUACCUGGUGGCAGUGAGAUGGAGUUAUCGGAAUGUCUCGUCAUUUAGUGCUCCAGUGAAACUUUGAAAAUGUUAUGAAGUGGUGUGCGUACAUUUCUUGUGACUUCAUAAUGUGAUAAGUAAUUAGUACAAUGUGGUCGGUAAAGUGGCGUCUAGUUGUGUUAUUGGCUGCUUGCUGGGCGCAAGAGGGCGAGUGGAGUGAGGAUGCCGAAGAUUUGGUAUCCACAGUGGACGUGGACGCUGUGUUGGGGCGCAUGGCGUCCCUGCCCUGUGACGUCACACCGGACACUAACGAGGACCGCGUCUACAUGGUUCUGUGGUUCCGCGCCGGGAAGGCCACCGGAGGGAAGCCUAUAUACAGCUUCGACGUCCGUGGGCGGUCGUUCAACAAGGCUCUGCAAUGGUCGGAUCCGAACGCGUUCGGACCUCGAGCUUACUUCGCGACGGUGGCAAGGCCAGCCGCCCUAACCCUCGACACGGUACAACUGGAUGACGAAGGAAUAUACCGUUGCCGAGUGGACUUCAAAAAUUCACCCACCAGGAACUUCCAAAUAAGGCUCGCUGUUAUUGUGCCUCCUCAUCAGUUGAUUCUCUACGAUAAGUCAGGACGGGAUGUGUCCGGCGUGGUAGGACCACUGGAAGAGGGCAAUGAACUCGUUCUGGUCUGCGAGGUCAGAGGAGGUCGACCAGCGCCCACAGUGGUAUGGCUGAUUGACGGCACGCCAGCCCCGCAAUACAUCGGAGAGAAGACUGACACACAUGUGGUGGUUAACAAGCUGGAGUUGCCACACAUCAGGAGGAGCCAUCUGAAUACUACAUUCAAGUGCAGAGCUUCGAACACCAACUUGGUGAGCCCGCAGGAGAAAACUGUGAGGCUAGAGAUGAAUCUGCGACCGAAUCUCGUGGAGAUUCUGAACAAACCCACAACGCUAUCCUCGGAGAGGUACGUCACUUUGACGUGCGUGUCCGAGGGCAGUAGACCGCCAGCUCAACUCACUUGGUACAAGGACAACAGGAAGUUUAAAAGAGGCGAGAUAACGGAGAGUAUGAAUGAGACGUGGGUGAGCAGCGUCCUGCAGUUCAUGCCACUUCCAGAAGACGACGGCGUGUUGAUGAAAUGCCAAUCGGACAACAGUGCGUUGCCGGGGCAAAGCAUCGACGACUCAUUUAAGUUGGACGUUGUCUAUCCACCGGUCGUGUCAUUGUCUUUGGGGAGUACUCUAAACCCCCACGAUAUAAAGGAGGGCGAUGACGUAUAUUUUGAGUGCUCUGUUCGUGCCAACCCUAGGGAACAUCGCAUCUCUUGGUACCACAACGAGAAACAAGUGCUACACAACGUGGUUUCGGGCGUGAUAGUAAGCACGAAAUCACUUGUGCUACAGAAGGUGACGCGAGAUCACGGCGGCGAAUAUUCGUGCAGAGCAACCAACGCUUUGGGGGAGACGGCAAGUGAAACUACGCAUCUUAGUAUACAAUAUGCACCAGUCUGCUCACAGUCGUCGACCCAAGUCCUCGGCGCGCAGAUAGAGGAGGUGCUGCGCGUGCGAUGCUCUGUGACCGCUAACCCGCCGGACGUUACGUUUUUCUGGCAGUUCAACAAUAGUGGAGAGAGCCUCGAUGUGUCCCCGGCCAAGUUUGGCACGGCCAACGGUAGCACGAGUGAAUUGAAUUACAAACCGCAGAGUGAGCGCGACUACGGCACGCUGAGCUGCCGCGGCACAAACUCUGUGGGUAGGCAACUCGAGCCGUGCGUGUUCCAAGUUGUCCCAGCUGCAAGGCCCACAGCACCUCGCAAUUGCUCCUUACACACUGGAAACAACAGUACGGAGAUCGCUAACUGGCUUCUGGUUCGCUGCGUGGCUGGCUACGACGGUGGAUUACCUCAAACGUUCGUGCUCGAAGCCCUAGACCCUACAACGGGGAAGACCAAGUUCACUGCCCACGCAAACGACACUGAUGGAGUAGUAACUUUCAAAUUGGACCUCGCCCAGAUGGCUUCAGUGAGCGACACCACCGUCAUAUUCAACUUGCUUAUCUACGCCAGAAACUUAAAAGGAGAAUCAGACAAAACUUUACUGGAAAACAUUGCCUUUAAUGAUGCAGCGAGAAGAACCGAUGGCAAAAGCGCGAUCGGGGGCGUGACUCUUGGCGUAGUGGUAGCAGCAGCACUGGGCGUCCUGCUGGCCGGGGGUGGAAUAACUUUCAUGGCAUUCUGUGCUCGUAAGCGUCGUGCACAACCCCCACACAAGCACCCUCCAGGAGACAUGUUGGAGCUCAGUGAUGGUGGGCGGCGGUAUGUCGUUGCGUACACUAUCAAACCUUCGCCGGAUCUGAAGACUCCAGACCCGCAGCCUGAUAUAUUAAAUGCUCCAGAUGGAGAAAACCAACUUACACAAGAUCCUCUUGAAGAAGCAGACGAAUGGCCUAGUAUAAAAGAAGUUAGAGGUGAUUGGAGCAAAACUGGAGCUGUGUUUUCAGCAGAGGACUUAGCUCUGUUGGAUACUACUGGGCGACCACAGCAGCUCACGCCAGGAAGUGAUAUGGCGCCUAGCAGUAGACAGGAGGAUGUAAUCAACCAAAAUCUACCCUUAGGAAAUAACUUUAGGCCUAACUUCGUAGUCACUAAUAGUCCAACAUUGGGGAGUCCAAACUUUGUAUGUCCGAAUGGGAAUGUCGGUUCCCCUUUUGGUAGUCAAACUUUAACUAUGAGCGGGCCUACUCUAAGUUCUGGUAGCAUCGCAACUUCUACAUUACAUAGGACCAAAGGUAAGGGAAACACUAGAAGAAGAGAACACGUUUUAGCGGAGAAUUUGCCAGGCCCUGAGAGCUGUGUUUGAAAAAAUAACUUGAGUCCUAUAUUUUUAGCUUCUGCAUUGAUACAUAACCAUGAUUAUCUUUAACCACCUACACUACUCCAGCUACGAUGUUAUUUGUGAAAUAUUUCAAAGACGAAAUUUUUGUAAUGAUAAGUCUGUCAGCUAUUGUCAAAGCUUUUAAACGCAUCGAAUUGAUAAUAUUCCAACAACUUCUGUAAAAUCGUGAAUAUAUGCGUUAGUGGUGUUUUUGCAUUGAAAGGUGGUAUUGCUUAUAAUUUAGAAUAAUGUCUAAGUUUUUUAUACUUUAUAUAACUUUUAGUAAGUAUCUCUAAUUUUUGCUCAAAAGACUGUUAAUAUUUACAUAUAAUUAAAAUGGCGUUCAUUAAUAUCUUGUAAUAUAUAAUUUCAAAGUUAAAAUUCACCCAUAAAGGCUCAUAUAAUGGCGCUCUAGUUUGUCGACAGUUAGGUUCAAUUUAGUUGAAAAAUAAUUUGGGCUAAUGAACGCGGUUGUGUGAAUGUAAAUAUAAAAUAGAUUUAAAGGAAACCAAAGAUGUAUAGUUACUGUUAAGUAAGGCUUUUGUUGUAAAUUUAUUUGUGUAAGUAUAUUAAGAUAUAGUAUGUAAAUAUUCUAUAGUAAACUGUAUAGAAAAUAAUUUUAGAAGCUGCAGAAAGAAGGAAUGAAACAAGUGUUUUACAAAAACCUUAUAAUUUGUCUAAUUAUAGUCAUGUUUAUACACGAGUACUUUGAUUUACACAUCAUUGUAUCAGUCAGUAUAUUGAAUAAGUAUUUUAGCUUAUAAAAAUAUAUGUUUUAAUAAAUAAAGAAAAGGUUAACACACACAAAUUAACACCUUGUUUUAAAAAUCACAUCAAAUGAACAUACAUCAAAACAAAACAGGACCAGGAUCACCUCAACUCGAGCCACACGGUAUUUGUAUUAUGAACUCCUCCGUGCCGAGUGGUUUUAUGGCGUCGCCUACUUCGAGGUCCCGGGUUCGAAUCCCGGUGGGGGAAAAUGUUAGUAUGAUGAUUACAAGCAUUUGUACCUUAGUUAGGCUGAGUGUGGGAAAUAUUUGUUAUUUAUUUAUAACUAUGUUGUUCUAUAAUGCAUUCUCAACAACAUCGUAACACGAUUACUGAUCUCAGUCUCAACGAUUUAGAACAUCUAUACAACGCACCGUGAGUGUUGGAAAUAUUUAUUUAUUUUAUUUAUUUAUUUAUUUAUUUAUUUACACCAGCCACCCCUUUCAUCUCUCCGUCCAGCUGCUUUUGUCUAUCCAUCCCUCAGCUAACGUCUCUCCUAUUAAUUAAUAAAAAGUCGGUAGAUGGGCGAUGCAUAGACGUAAUCUGAGCGUCGACUAGCCGUAAGCGUAGCGUUGCCUGGCCACAGAUGCAUUCAUUAGCCAAGCUGCUAACGCUUCGUUCGUAUCGAAUUCGUUAUGUAUUACGUUAAUGUCAUGUUGUACUAAAUAAAGAAAACAUACUUGACAGUUCGUUACACGUUCAUUUUGAUCACGUUAUAUGUCGUUCAAUAAUGACAAUCCUAUAGAUUUUAAUUCACGAUAAACGCUAAUAAAUGUAAGCCACUAAGCGGCUAGGCCCUAAAGUAUUUGGGGGGCGGGCGAACGACGAGCUAUUAGGCAAUACGUUUCCAAUUUGUUAUAAUACCUAUAUGCACCAACCUUAAAGCUCCCUAAAUCAUUCAAGCUCAAAAUUGUUUAUUCAGUUUAGUCUGUUACUAGAACUUGACAAUGUCUAAAAGCUACACCGUCUGUUGGUUAAAUCUACGGCGUAGAUAUGUAGGGGGACCUUCUACUUAGAAAUACCAGCAAGAAACUCGGCUAGUGCUGUUUUCUUCCUUUAUCAUAAUAUAUGUAUUAGAAAAUAACUUCUAUAUGAGAUGACUGAUUCAUGACAUUGUAAAAAAACUAUGAAACCAUGAACGAAGAUAUGUAUUAUGUGCAUGUUGUUGACUGAAAUCAAACAUUGUGCUUCUGAAAUUAUUGUUCUAUAGGUAGUGCCAUUUUGUAUUGAUAUAUUGAAAGAACUGUACAUGUUUCAAUUUGUGUUGAUUCUAUAUUAUAGAGUUUAAAAGAACCUAUGGUUUAUAGAUAAAUGAUUAUUAUCGAAGUCGACCGAACUGUUGUAGCUGUCAAUAACUCUCCGUGGUCCUAUAACGAUCUGAUAUCGUAUUAAUUUUAUAUAUAAAAUAAAUAAAAACAAUGAUUUAUAUUAAAAACAAAA
Molecule: messenger RNA, 5135 nt
Organism: Chilo suppressalis (striped riceborer)
Lineage: Eukaryota; Metazoa; Arthropoda; Insecta; Lepidoptera; Crambidae
Source: the annotation of a GenBank genome assembly